Hylaeus volcanicus is the source of this 1135-nucleotide messenger RNA. RefSeq lists its product as uncharacterized. The record is from RefSeq and is a predicted model, not a curated record. The transcript has 10 exons. Bases 1 to 864 code for a protein of 287 amino acids. NCBI's taxonomy places the organism in Eukaryota, Metazoa, Arthropoda, Insecta, Hymenoptera, Colletidae.
AUGAUUAAUUCUCGAGCCUUCACAAAGUGGAAUCAAUACUCCAUCGAUCAACCAUUCUGGUUCUUUGAUUUAUUAUGCUCUUCUUUUUUCUGCAAUAAUUUCAAUUUUCCUAUACAAUGUAUCACAUUCAGUAUAAAUCAUAACUUUUUGACCAGGAAUAACAAGACAAUUCCUUCUUAUCAAACUGACGACUUUACAUGCAUAUCAGGAUGUCAGUUAAAAUUGAUUUGGAGGCUAUUUUUAUCGCUUUUGAUUGGUUUUAUUCCUCCAUUAUCUGGACAAAAUGCCUUUGGAAAAAAUCUUGCCAUUCCACUACACAUAGCAUAUUGUUCACGAAACGCAUAUAAACUAGGAAAUUGGGUAUCUAUUUCAAACAAGAAAAACGUCGAUAUUUCAUCGAAUUUCGACGAGCUUUACAUUUCGUGUCACGGUAAUAAUUCAGAAAACAUUCAAGGAACUUUGCUACCAUUUGUCAAAGAAAAGAAUAAUUUUAAUAUUCACAUUAUUUUACAUCUUAAUCCUGAAAAAAAAACGUGUUAUGGAUUAUCCGUUUACCCUGUGAAUACCACUUUUGAUUCAAAUACUUUCUCCGGACAGGUGAAGUUUCUCAUGAAAGAUAAGGACUCAUUUAACAAAACUUUGUUCAUAACCCUACGAAACGAAGGAAGUGUUUCAUUUACUGGACCGAAUUUCCCGGAAAAGAUCAAUUUCAUAAAAGAAGAUUUUAAUACAGAAUCUACUAUUUUACCUAGUUAUGUAACUAAACAUUUUCAAAAAUCUUUUUUACGCAAAUAUUGGAUGGUCGUGUUAGGGUUAUUUGUCCUCAUGCUGAUUCUACCAACUCAACAGGAUGUAUCCUCGUAAAUUUAACUCAACUCUGUAACACUACUAAAAAGUUAUUUUCUUUCACAUUUUUUCUUUCCUCCUUAAGAAAAAAUAUUUUUACUUUGUCAACUCUUAUUUUUUUCUACCAUAAUCCUAAAGAAUGUAUUACGGAGUGCCUUUCAAUGUAAAUUUUAGUGAUAAACGAAAGAAAGGAAGACAAAAUGUCUGUUGCUUUACAAGAGAUAUUUUUAGUUUCUAAUAAAAUGAGUAUCUAUUAAUAAGUAAAAACAAUCACACCAUUUAAUAAGUG